Messenger RNA from Blastomyces gilchristii SLH14081, 538 nucleotides. RefSeq lists its product as uncharacterized. NCBI's taxonomy places the organism in Eukaryota, Fungi, Ascomycota, Eurotiomycetes, Onygenales, Ajellomycetaceae. The transcript has 3 exons. The record is from RefSeq and is a predicted model, not a curated record. The annotation marks the transcript as partial.
AAUCUUCACACAUUGACAGAUUCACAUCUGUCAAUGAUUAUGAUUUCAAUGUUGAAUCAUUGAUUGAGAACUUGAAGAACAUAAUAAUAAAGGAAUUGUCUGUGUUAUAUGUGACUGAGUCUUCUGCAUCUCUCUCUGCUCUCUCUGUUUCUUUCUCUGUCACUCUCUCUCAAUCUUCUACACCUGUCACUGUGUCUGAUUCUCUCACUUUCACUACCUCUAUUCCUGCAAUCUCUACUUCUGCUACUUCUGCUCUCUCUGAUUCUGCUGUCUCUGCUUUCAUUAUCAGCUCUCCCUGUUUCAAGAAGAUGUUGUAUAGGCUUAAUAAAUCAUGUUUCUCAGCAAAAGAUAUUCAUGUUUUCAGAAAUAGAAAUACAGAUGUCAUACUCUUUUACACUCACAGAUUUGCUUCAGUGUCAGAGAUCAUUCUAAUUGAAGAUGAUAAUGCUGUCAAGACUAUUCUCUCUCACUCUCAAGCUUCUUUCAUCACUUUCUCUCUCUUCUCUGUGAGGAAGAUUGUGCAUAUACUGAGUUAUAA